AUGAAUCCAGACACUCCCUGGAUCGUAUCCUUUAUUCAGCAGACCUUUUCGCAAUAUCCCAGCCAGGCCGUGGAAGACGAUGGCACUCGUCUCAGCUUUAGCAACAAUGGAAAAGUCUACAUAGCAACUGUGCAAGAGUGGGGUGUGGGACCCUCUGAGCAUGGUGCAGUGUUGAAGGAUUCAGAACACCAGAUCGACGCCGUUCUAUCCCGUGGUACACAGUCUUUGUACGAUUCCACUUCGAAUUCACAUCAGAAGGCACCAUGCGAUUUUAAAAACCACCUGAUUAAGCUAUUGGACUUCAAGCUAGUCUUCACCUACAAAUCAACUCCUCCUCAGGCUCAUCUGCUCAUCAACGAAUUCUCUAUCGACAUAGAGAAUGGAAAGUCCAAGAAUGCCGUUCCCAAGAAGAAGCUCCUGAAGAAUCAAGCCGUGAGGUCAUUGAUGGAAUCCAUGCGUCAACGAAUACAAGGCUCGCCGAAGACUACCAAACAUGGGAACUUGAGGGACCAUGCAGUGAGGAACAUCGAACCUACACAGACUCAAACACAGUGCAAGCCUUUGGGUGAAUUUGGAUCGCAGGGAUUUUCUUCGCAAAUGCCAUCCAAUCAGCAUCCCUUUGAACAAUUGGCUCAAGCCCCAGCUACACGCUUGCACAAUACAAAUGAACUGCUUCAGCAGCUAGGACCCACCUCUCCAGGGACCUUGAAUCAGAACACCUCAUUUUCCGUACAGCAACUACAGACGCUUCUCGCUAGCGAUGAUUCAAGGGAGGCACUCAUGAAAUUACUCAACUCAACGGUGGGUACAGAGCAAGUCACCCCUAAACCAACGUCGAACACAGGCGACCGCUCAACUCCAAGCUCUGUAGCCAGACCUCCGAUCAAAAGUCGCUCGCGAGAUUCAAGCUCUGACAACGAAGGCUCCAUUGAUUCCCAGGGGGGAAAGUCUCCAGCUCAAACAAAGCCUGCGCGCCAUGGGGUUCAGUCUCCUACCAAAAAGCGGCGCCGAAGAGCAUCGGAUGACAUAUCUCGGCCGGCUAUUCAUGAAAGCGGAAGUCUCAAGCUUGAGACGGAUAUGUCGCCUCACAAGAGGCAGCGCACUGGUGGUACAACAGAACCAUUAGCAAAAAGUGCUGAAAUCGACAUGACUCAAGCAGAAAUCUCGCCUCCCAAGCCUCAGAGUCCAGUUACAAUGGUCACUACACCGUCGCAAUCACACAAGGUUGUGGCACCUCGACCUAACCCCUGGAAAGGGCUUCAACGUAUCUCGAACCGCGACGUUGUCAUUCCAAAAGAUCAACAAAAGCUCUUUGAUCCGCUAUGUUGGAUCCCACCUUGUCCAAAUGAGCCUUUCCCUCAGGGACAUGUUCCGCCACCACUAUUGGAGGCGUGGAACAAUGCUGUUCAGCAACGCCAUCGGGAUGCGGAACCAUCUAGGGCGGCCUCGGAGCGACCCGUCAGCCCAAGCCAAGAAAGCGACCAUGAAUCGAUUGCAAGUAGCUCAAGUGAGGAAAGUAGCUCAAGUGAGGAGGAAAUAUUUCCCUGGGAUUCCAGUCCGGACCGAGCGCCGCCCUCUCGCGUCAAUGGUCUUCCACCGUCCAGUCCUGUGCUACGACCGACCUCUAUUAGAAGUCCAAAGCGCAGAGCAUUGGAUGAUGGGGGCACCUUGAUGGAUACCGAUGGCUUGGCUGUAGCCUCACAGUCUGAAAUAAACUUCAAUGAACUUCCUCGGAAUGUGACAACCCCAGGCCGACAAUCUGAAGAGGUGAGGAAGGCUAAAGAAGCGGAAGAGAAAAGGCUUCAGCGACUGCAAGAUGAAGAAUUGGAGUACCAAGCGAUUGAACAUGCAAGGCUUCAGCUACAAGAAGAGGAGAAAAAGGCAAAACAAGCAAUGGAAGAGAAAAGACUUCAACUCGAAGAGAAAAAGGCUAAAGAAGCAGAAGAGAAAAGGCUUCAACGACUAGAAGAGGAGAGAAAGGCAAAGCAAGCAAUGGAGGCGAAAAGACUUCAGCUGGAAGAGAAAAGGGCUAGAGAAGCGGAAGAGAAAAAGCUUGAGCGACUGCAAGAUGAAGAAACCGAGAAAGAAGCGAUUGGACAUGCAAGGCUUCAGCGACUAGAAGACGAGAAAAAUGCAAGACAAGAAAGGGAAGAAAGAAUGCGCCUGAAGCUUGCGGCUCUGGGACCACCUCCAGAUAAAAAACGCCAAAGUCACGGCUCCCAGGCGACCGCACCACACAAAUCCCCCAAGAUUCCUUCUUCCCCCCGAGCCGGUUCAUCGAAUCGAACUCCCCAUCGACGCUCGCCAUCACAUAGGGGAGAAAUGAAUCCUCCACCACUAUCCCAGAUGAAUGGUACUCCAGCACCAAAUCAAGAAAAGGGCCGAAGGUCGUCCACAUCUCCUAUCAAUCCAGUUCCCGCUGAAGAAGAUGACUCAGAUGAUGAAUCUGUCAUGGAUACAUCUGUGCCCUUUGCACUCGGUGAACCCAUUCCAGACCCCACGCAAUCUAGUCUGGUGGAAGAGGAACUGACCAGCUCGGGUCUAUCGCUUCCAGGAGCCAGCAAUGAAUGCAUCCAGGUUGCUGUGACCCCGAUGGUGGACACCAGUCGGUUGCAUCGCGACAGAGUGGAUAAAAGCCCAACCCAGUUUGAGCGUUCUGAUGGGAACCAAGGCUCUUCACAAGGUCAUAAAUCAUCUUCUCAGUCCCGUAUCCUCAAUACAUAUCCUUUCAGUAACAGCCACGAAGAUAUGCAAUCCAGUUCAAACCCCGAUGAGCCUAGUCAAGACAGGCCAAUUCAGGUGGAUGUUCCUCUCACUCAGCCGCAAGCCAGCAGUAUGGCUUCACAAUCUCAAUCCCAAUCUCAACCUCGAGACAUACUGAAUCAAUCGCAGCCGGAGAUUGUCCUAGAUUCUUCAGGACCGGCACAACGCCACCAGGACUUUUCUCUUGCCGCUACACAACGAUCGCCUCUACAAAUUGUAUUGACCAGUCCUCAGCAUUCCAGCCAACUUUCUCCAAACAAAGAGACACAAUUUUCCACGUCGGACAAACACUCCUCCGAUAACCCUCUUACUUCUCCUGAAGUCGCCUUGACACAAUCAGCAGAAGGUGCAAGGAAUGAACAAAGCCCGAGCCCUCAGUCUAGGGAGCAAGCACAAGAUACUGAACCCCCAAUGGAUCCAACAGCCAAUACCCAGAGUGCCCAGCUGCUUGCUCGUAGACAGGGCUUCAUCAGCAAUGCAGGGUCAAAAAUCCAGGCCCAGGAUGUCUACAGGCAGUUCUGCAGCUACUAUUCAUCCUAUGGGGGAGAUUUUGAUCACUUCACAUUGCUAUGCCGGAAGCUCCAUGCGUUCAGACAACAAGGGAAACUUCCACGAUCAUUCCUGUGGGAUGACUUUAUCAUCAUGCAUCUUCAAAGCUAUCCUCGUUACCUCGAAGAGCAUGUAUCUCAGGAUUCGAAUAGCAUGAGCUAUGAGGAUUAUUUCCUAGCGAAUUUCUCGUCUCCUUUCCAUAAGAAGCGCAGUCUUACAGCUCAGGGGAUUGAAGCAGUCGCGUCACAGCCCAUUGUUGAUGCAACCCUGAGUUCGCCAUGUCCACCAAGUCCUCCACGACGUUCACCCAUGGACGUUUCUUUUACUGGGAGUUUGGUAGACAAAUUUAAUAACUUCCAUACCCAAUCAUUCAACGGCUUGCAGUAUGAUCUUCUUCCCGUGCUUCCUAGCGGGUUAGAGGCUCCAACCUCAUCUCCCGAGCCAAUCAAGCUUGAAGGAGGCGAGGAAAGUUUAUUUGACUUUAUGAAUACGGAGAUAUCCCGCCCGGUUCCCCGUAGCGAAAAACGAACGGUCCCUCGCGAAGGAAUCAGGGAGCCAGAUCCAGAACCCGCUACCCAGUCCUCACCCAGACCAUUGAUUCCAGAAGCGAUGGACAAAGAAACGAUUGAAAUUCCCGAGACCGAACCAGAAGACAACGAUCAAGAGGAACAGGAUGACGACACAAUCCACGAAACGGCGAGUGUUGAAUUAGGCGAUGAAUCAUUCAUCUCUUCAACAAGAGCCCACUCCCGUGCAGAGGAAAGGCCAGCUGAAGAAAGGCCAGCUGAGACUGCUGCCGUUGCUUCCCCAGCUCCAGAGGAUCAUGUGCCAGAAAGUGAAAGCGAGAACUGGUUCGAUUCGCUUCGCCAUCUGCGUCCUAAAAAGGGUGUUUGGUGUGACGGUCCAACGGAGUUCAAGCGCUGGGCAGAAGAUUACCAGAACAUGAACGUCGAUCGUGAUCGUCGCGGAGGUGCUAAAAUCCAGUUAGAUGAGAAUGGGGUGAUUCGCCGACCUAAGUUUCCUUGA
This is a messenger RNA of Penicillium malachiteum, 4338 nucleotides long. RefSeq lists its product as uncharacterized. The transcript is spliced from 2 exons. Lineage: Eukaryota; Fungi; Ascomycota; Eurotiomycetes; Eurotiales; Aspergillaceae. Bases 1 to 4338 code for a protein of 1445 amino acids. The record is from RefSeq and is a predicted model, not a curated record.